This is a messenger RNA of Mycena citricolor, 2492 nucleotides long. The record is from the annotation of a GenBank genome assembly. NCBI's taxonomy places the organism in Eukaryota, Fungi, Basidiomycota, Agaricomycetes, Agaricales, Mycenaceae.
ACAUCCUGACGGAUGCUGUCGGCGGCCUUCCUGUUCUUCAACUUAAACCAUGUCCCAAAUGCCAGCUCUGCCAGUUAUGCUGGAUCCGGCAGCAGUUGCAGCAUGCUAUCUGACGACGCAGCAGUCGAUUGAGAGUCUGGAAACUGUACAUUAGGCUGUGUGGAGCAUCAGCGCAUCACUUGGCAAUCACCGCCCGUUUGAAAGUUUGUCCAGUCGGUGAGCGAAUUUCAACUUUCAAUCUCUGUGUUGGGGGAUUUUCAUAGGCCACGUAGGCCCAAGCGAACAAUAAAAACGUAUUCGAAUGUACCUGAGCACGAGGAAUUUCGUAAGUGUAGGCAUCCUCGAAAAAAAGACGCCAAGUGUGUGGAGAGUCACCGCUAAUUUUGUCGCAGAUCUCGAUUUUCUGUCGGCCUCGGCGGAAACGUGACUAUAUUAAAACUUGUUUGUUUCCAGGACAAUCCCAGUUUUCUUCUCCCUCUCCCUCUCUCUCUGUGUCCACGUCCUUGACUGUCCCCCCUCGUUCAAGGACACUCCCAUUCUUUAGUCCCCCACGCUCUCUGGUCCGCUAAAGACUACAAGCAUGCCGCGCUCCGCGACUUUCCUGGGCCUCGCCGCCCUCGCCGCCUCCGCCUCCGCCUCGAGCCACUCGUUCAAGCGGGUCCCGCACAACCACGCGCGCCACCUGGAGCACCAGGCCCCCGAGUGGAAGCGCACGACCAACUCGGGCACCGCGUACUUCGGGUUCCAGAACGGCACCCAGAACGCCUGCGGGACGCACUCCUCCGACGAGGACAUGAUCGUCGGCCUCGGGUCGACGAUCUACGGCGACCUCGGGACUGUCUCGGAUGUCUGCUUCCAGCACAUCACGAUGUCCCUGGCUUCGGAUCCGUCCAAGAGCGUCGACCUCACCGUCGUCGACGCCUGUGCGCAAUGCGGCGCGGAGGGAAACACGUACAUCUCCCCCGCCGCUUUCAAGGCGCUGAACGGCGGCUCGCUCGACGCCGGCGAACUCAAUGUCGUAUGGUCGUUCGGGUCCGCGCCCAAGCCUGCGGUUGCCGCUGUGUCGCCUGCCAAAGCCGCAGCGGCCUCUACCUCCACUUCCGAGGCAGCCCCGUCCGCGACGACUACCAGCACCACCGCCUCGAGCACUGCUUCGAGCACCACGUCGAGCACUACCUCCACCAAGGCCGCGGCUCCGACUACGACCUCCAAGGCAUCCCUGACCACCAGCAAGAAGCCCGCAACGACCACGACGAAGCCGGCCCCGACGACUUCGACCGCCCAGCCUGCGUCGACUUCAUCCUCUGAAGGCUGGAAGCUGACUGACAAGCUCGAGGGCCAGGCCUUCCUGGAUUUCUUCCACUUCGAUUCCGGCACCGGUGACAACGGCGGAAACGCCAACUACGUGAACGGGGUGCAGAAGGGCCUCGCGUACACCCAGGGCAACCAGGUCGUCCUGGCCGUAGACACCGCCGACAGCGUCGCGGCGCGCAACUCCAUCCGCAUGGUCUCCGACAAGACCUUCAACGCCGCCGGCCAGAACCUCUUCAUCUUCGAUAUCGCCCAGAUGCCUGCCGUCUGCGGCACGUGGCCGGCCGUGUGGUUCACCGGCGCCAACUGGCCGACGGACGGCGAGAUCGACGUCGUCGAGGGUGUCUCGCUGUACAACAAGAACAUCUACUCGAUCCACACCGGAUCCGGAUGCUCCAUCGCGUCCUCCGCCGUCUCCGCCCUGGCCGAUGUCACCAUCGUCGAGGCCACCGGUACCAACUGCGAUGCCAACUCCGACCCCGGUGCCUGCGGUUUCACCGACAAAUCCGCCACCAGCUUCGGCCCGGGCUUCAACAAGGCCGGCGGAGGUGUUUUCGCGCUCGAGUUCAGCACCGACGGGAUCAAGAACUGGUUCUUCCAGGCCGGCAGCGUCCCCAGCGACAUCACCGCCCGUGCGCCGACGCCGUCGAAGUGGGGCGCGCCGCGCAUGGCGAUCCCCGUCGACCAGUGCUCGCCCGAGCAGCACUUCAAGGACAUCAUGAUGGUCGUCGACACGAACCUCGGCGGGUCCUUCACGGAGGGCGUCUGGUCCGUCGACGGCGCGGGCGGGCAGGCGACGUCGUGCGCGAAGCAGACCGGGUUCAAGACCGCGAAGGACUACGUGCUCAGCCAGGGCCAUGUGUUCGGCGACGACGCCAAGUGGAUCAUGAACGGGUUCUACGUGUUCAACAAGUAAUUGUGUUUGUUUGCGUGAUUGCUUUCUUCUCGUCGCUGGGCCGGUCUCUCUGCUUUGCUUUGCUUCCCGACGGGGCCGGCCCCGUGCGCAGCAUCUGUGUGCUUCGUGUAUAUACAGCCCGUGGCCGUCAUCAUUACCCCUUGUUCCAUCGCAUUAGCAUUCUGUUGUCUCUCGGACGUUGCCUAUACCAUUUGCAAAUAUCCCAAUCCAUUCUCAAUUUUACAUAGAGAACGCGGGGUCGUCAUGGCCUACUGUGAGACUGCCC